AUGUCAGCGCGGGACCGGGAGACGAUCGAGGCGCUCGCGCGCGUCGCGGCCGCGCUGGACGGGGCGGUGCUCGGCCUCGGCACGGCGGCGCUCGCGGCCGCGUCCCUGGCCAAGUACCUCGCCGCAUCCGGGGCGCUCCGCCUCAUCGCCGAGGCGCCGGCCCUCGCGAUCCCCGACCUCCGCUACUCCCUCCUCGCGGGGCUCGGCGACGGCGAAUCGCGCCUCGCCGUCGUGCGGGGCCUCGUCCGCUCCCCGCCCGGGGGCACGUUCCUCAUCCCCCCUGGCUCCCGCGAGCACUGCGUCGUCACCAGGCACACCCAGACGUGCUUGUUCGGCGAAUGGAGAGGCAUCUUUGGAUGGACUUUUGACCUACAUGCUCUCUUUUUUAAAUCAUUGAAAGAGCAAAUUAUAACAUCAUCUCGAUGGGUUCCGUUUGGUCUUGUGGAUCCUGCUUCCGAGAAAUCAGGGGAAAUGGUACAUGUGAAGUUUGAUGGGGCUGUUCAUCAGUCAUUACCUCUUACAACUGUGUAUCACAAGCUUAUCCCAGUUGAGCAAAAUUCUUACACAUUGUUUCAGACUAUUGUUGGCAAUGGCUAUCCGAUUGCGUUAUUGGAUGAGGAAAAGAUUCUUCCUAUCGGAAAGGAGAUUACAGCAAUAGGCUUAUGUCGAUUAAAGAAUCGAAGUGUUGAGAUCAGCUCGUGCCCAGAGCUUCCAUAUUUCUUGUCUGACCUGACCAAGGGUGAGAUGGAAGCCGAGAUGUCCUCACGUGCUAGAUUCUUCUUCUGGGUUACUGUUGCUCUUGGAACCGUGUCAGUUGGCUUACUAGGCCAUGCCAUUUACAGGUUAUGGGAGAGAGUUAAACGGCACAGAGAGGCAAGAGAAGCUCAAGAAAGAUUUCACGAGGCUGACAAUGAAGAUGAUGCUGGAGAAAAUGGUAGCGACGACGAGCCUGGUGAAAUGGGAGAUGGGCAGCUAUGUGUCAUAUGCUUAAGGAAAAGAAGGCGGGCAGCUUUUGUUCCUUGUGGUCAUCUUGUCUGCUGUUGCAACUGCGCGAAAAGGGUGGAACUCAUGGAUGAACCAUUGUGCCCUGUGUGUAGGCAAGACAUCCAAUACAUGCUCAGGGUUUAUGACUCUUAAGGCUCCUUGCUGAUAUGGCCCAAGCACCGGCAAAGUGGCGGCUCCAACUGUCCAUCCUCCUGUCCUGGGUGCUCUCCGUUUUUCGUUCCUAGUUUAGGUUACGGCUGCCUGGAAAGUAUGUGAAUAUAGGACUGUGCUAACCCUCAGAAACUAGAUUACCAGUACUUGCUAGUUUAGUCUGUGAAUAUGGGAUUAUGUAUCAUCUUAGAUGACCCCGUGAACUUUGGCCCGGAAUUUAAGGAUUGCCAAGUUUUUUGUUGGUGUUGCAUGGAUACGCCUAGGGAUGUAAGUGGACGCGUCCGUGAAGUGUACGAACGCCCGCAUUCUUGGUUUUUGUAUUAGCUCGAUUUUUAAAGCGACAUCAAUUAAUUUAUUUUCGCCUUCA
Molecule: messenger RNA, 1522 nt
Organism: Triticum dicoccoides
Lineage: Eukaryota; Viridiplantae; Streptophyta; Magnoliopsida; Poales; Poaceae
Product: E3 ubiquitin-protein ligase SPL2-like
Exons: 7
Coding region: 1-1137 (378 amino acids)
Biological process (GO): protein ubiquitination; organelle organization
Molecular function (GO): ubiquitin-protein transferase activity
Source: RefSeq, a predicted model, not a curated record